AAACAUCAGGUUGAGAAGUUAUAUUCAAAGAUGAUGGACAGAGUCUUAUUCUCCGUCGACGGAAUCUCCGACCAAUUCUGGCCCUCGCAGGACCCGCCCGAGGAAUCAUCGAAACUGAACCGGAGCGCAUCCGAGUGGUCUUUUCGGAGGUUUCUUCAAGAAGCUGCCUCCGUAUCGGAUUCCUCCGUUUCUCCGCCUCCUGCUUCACCUUCAAACGCCGUAGAAAUCAAGGAAUCUGGAGAGAGAUUGAAGCAGAGUAAGGAGAAACAGAGUAAUCGGAAUAAUGGUGGAAUUCAGAAAGAAAGGAAGAAAAGUAGCGGCGGAGAUUCGGAGGAGUAUCGCGCGUUUCUGAAAAGUAAACUGAAUCUGGCGUGUGCGGCGGUGGCUAUGUGUAGAGGAUCUUUUAGGAAGAGUCGAGAUUCUUGUGCAAGUUCCACUCUAGCUCAAAAUAUGUCACACUUGCCAUCCCAAUCCCCUUCAAAAGGGAUUUGUUGCUCACCUUGUGUACAAAAGAGGGAUGGAAUUCAAGUCAGCUCAGCAAACAUAUCAUCCUCCAGAGAGCAAACUGAUGAAGAAGAUGAUGUUGAAGGAGAAAAUGAUAUGAAUGAGCAAAUGGAUCCUGCAUCCGCGAAACGUAUUAGAAGAAUGCUUUCUAAUAGAGAAUCAGCUAGACGCUCAAGAAAAAGAAAGCAAGCACAUUUGACAGAGCUCGAGACACAGGUUGCUGAAUUAAGACAUGAAAAUUCAACACUACUGAAGCGUUUCAGUGAUAUAAGCCAAAAGUACAAUGAAGCAGCGGUUAAUAACAGAGUUCUGAAAGCUGACCUUGAAACUUUGAGAGCUAAGGUACAAAUGGCUGAAGAAACCGUAAAGCGAAUCACUGGUACAAAAUCUAUGUUCCAUGCCAUGUCGGAAGUAUCCUCAAUUAGCAUCCAAUCAUUUGAGGGAAGCCCUUCAGAGAUAUCAACAGAUGCACAUAACAGUCAUAUUGCAGACAUUUCUUCUGCAAAUAUUCAGAAGAAUUCUCUGGAAAUGGCAACCGUACCGAGGAACAAGAUGGCAAGAACAGCUUCCUUGCGGCGAGUGGCAAGCUUGGAGCAUCUUCAGAAGCGCAUCCGAGGGAGUUCAAGCAUCUGUCAUCCAUCAGGAAAGGGUGAUCAGCAGUAACAGUUGUGAUCUUGUUGAUGUAUGAAAGAUAUCCUGUAAUAUUCUUUAAACGAACAGCUUUCCAAUUUUAAAUGAAACUUACUUUUAAGAAUGAGGUGACAUUUCGAGAAUAGUGUGUUACCUUUUUUA
Messenger RNA from Cucumis sativus (cucumber), 1296 nucleotides. RefSeq names its product light-inducible protein CPRF2. The transcript has 6 exons. Gene Ontology annotation, molecular function: DNA-binding transcription factor activity. The record is from RefSeq and is a predicted model, not a curated record. Bases 31 to 1167 code for a protein of 378 amino acids. Gene Ontology annotation, biological process: regulation of DNA-templated transcription. Lineage: Eukaryota; Viridiplantae; Streptophyta; Magnoliopsida; Cucurbitales; Cucurbitaceae.